This is a messenger RNA of Salarias fasciatus (jewelled blenny), 1753 nucleotides long. It is a transcript of the gene napgb, whose product is annotated as N-ethylmaleimide-sensitive factor attachment protein, gamma b. The transcript has 12 exons. Lineage: Eukaryota; Metazoa; Chordata; Actinopteri; Blenniiformes; Blenniidae. Gene Ontology annotation, cellular component: vacuolar membrane; SNARE complex. Bases 103 to 1038 code for a protein of 311 amino acids. Gene Ontology annotation, biological process: intracellular protein transport. Gene Ontology annotation, molecular function: soluble NSF attachment protein activity; syntaxin binding. The record is from RefSeq and is a predicted model, not a curated record.
CCCUGCUAAUCCAAAACAGGGACGGAACAGCGUCCGCAGCCGCGCGUCAAAAACCUCUUAAUCCCGAAUAAGUGUCCGUUGUCGCCCCGGUGGACCGGCAGCAUGGCCGCCCAGAAGAUCAACGAGGCUCACGAGCACAUAGCCAAGGCGGAGAAAUGCCUGAAGACCAGUCUGACCAAGUGGAAGCCUGAUUUCGACAGCGCCGCCUCAGAAUACGCCAAAGCAGCUGUGUGUUUCAAAAACGCCAAACAGUACGACCAAGCCAAGGACGCUUACCUGAAGGAGGCCGAGUACCACACGGAGAACAAGGCGCUUUUUCAUGCGGCAAAGGCGAUCGAACAGGCAGGUAUGAUGAUGAAGGAACAAAAGAAAAUGCCAGAGGCCAUCCAGUACAUCGAGAAAGCCUGCAUGAUGUACAUGGAGAACGGCACUCCCGACACUGCUGCCAUGGCUCUGGACCGCGCUGGAAAACUUAUAGAGCCCAUCAACCUGGAGAAAGCUGUGGACCUGUACCAGAAGGCUGCCGGUGUGUUCGAGAAUGAGGAUCGUCUCCGCCAGGCAGUAGAGCUGCUGGGCAAAGCCUCCAGGCUGCUGGUCAGGUUAAAAAGGCUGGAUGAAGCUGCAGUCGCCCUGCAGAAAGAGAAAAACAUGUACAAAGAGAUCGAAAACUUCCCCAUGUGCUUCAAGAAAACCACGGCCCAGGUGCUGGUCCAUCUGCACAGAGGCGACUACGUAGCAGCUGAUAAGUGUGUCCGAGAAAGUUACAGUCUGCCAGGCUACAGCGGGAGUGAGGACUGCGUUGCCAUGGAGACGCUCCUGCAGGGCUACGACGAGCAGGACGAGGACCAGGUCUACCGCGUGUGCAACUCUCCCCUGCUGAAGUACAUGGACAACGACUACGCCAAGCUGGCCAUCUCCCUGAGGGUCCCUGGAGGAGGGGGCAAGAAGAAGAAGGCUGCGGCGGCUCCAGCAGGGGGCGCCGGAGGAGCGGCGGCGCCCGCUGAGGAGGACGACGACUAUGAGGGCGGGCUGUGUUAACCUCCUGGGGAGUCUGCUGCCCCCCGCCCCGCCCCGCCCCGCCCCCUCAGCUCCGGAGCUGCAGAGCCUCCUGGACGCCCGGCCUGCUCCACCUCCAUGUCUCGUCUCUGUGACGCUGCUGUACAUAUAGCUCCUGUUGUUUGUGGGUAAAGUGUGAGAUGACUCUAGAAAUAUCCAGAUGUGAAAUACUCUACAUGUCGAUCGACUCGUCAGUGUAUCGGUGUUUAUUUAUACAGAGCUAAUUUAUUCAGUAUUCAUGACUGCGGCCUGCUGGGAAACGUCAGAACAGAGUAAUAUGCAAUCAGAUCAUUCAUGCAUGUUCAGUCAGAGCUCAGAAGAAUUGAUCUGCCUCCAGCCCGAAGCGCGGCUGCCGUUUGCUCAGAGGAAUCCCGCUCGCAGCUCGGUUCUUACUGUUUUGGCGUCUGCUCCCCUAAAACUUCAAAACUUCCUGCUUGUGUCUUAAGUUGAAGUUUCCAGUUGAACCCUGACGUGAAGGAAUUAAAGGGACCAUCAGCCGAAGGCUGUCAGUGUUUGUCAUUUCCCCCCUGCUAAACCCCCCCCCCAAUCAUUCAAUUGGUCUUUAUAUAAAGGAAAUCAAGGCACUGUUUACGGUUCUUUUUUUUUUUUAAUUUGUGCUGUUGCCCGAUUGUGCAUUACUGAAAAGCAUAUCUCCAGACUUUGCACAUCUGUCAAUAAAUGUUUCCUGUGUGUGUCA